This is a messenger RNA of Chenopodium quinoa (quinoa), 894 nucleotides long. RefSeq names its product protein NLP2-like. The transcript has 2 exons. The coding region runs from base 1 to 894 and encodes 297 amino acids. Gene Ontology annotation, molecular function: protein binding; DNA-binding transcription factor activity. The record is from RefSeq and is a predicted model, not a curated record. Lineage: Eukaryota; Viridiplantae; Streptophyta; Magnoliopsida; Caryophyllales; Amaranthaceae.
AUGAGGUCUGGCAGAGUUGGUUCUAAUUUGAUAUCUCUGCGCAAACAGCCAGAAGGUGAGAGUAUCCCUGCUUCACAUACUGAUCAAAAUGACAUUAUGACUACAGAAAUUGAACAAGGAAAUGGUGAUAACAGUCAUCAUGAUUCAGAAAACGAGCAGAAUCAGAUCCCUCAAAGCAAUAACGUCAAGGGUAAGAAAGGAAAAGAAAUUACUUUGGAGACACUACUACAACCAUUCUGGUCCAAAAACAUGACACUGGAAGAAGCUGCUAUAAAAUUGGAAGUCUACAAUGAAGCGAAGAUUGAAUCAAGCAAAAAAGGGAAGCAACAUCAAAAUGCAAAGAAGAGGAAGUUCAAUGAUAAAGAACCAUGUGGAAGUGAUUCAUCACAGCAAAAUUUGGCGAAUAUUACUGUUGGGGAGUGUAUAAUGGGAGCACACCAGCUUACGUUGCCAAAUCAUGUAUUAUCCAACCCCGGCACAGUUAGCAACUUGACCUCGGACACAGUGGAAACCAUCAGAGAGAACUUAAUGGAAACUCUAGGAGAUAUAGAUCAUCAUCAAUGCGCCCACGAGCAUUUGGAUGGUGCAAAUGAGUGUACAUUGUCAGAUGCUUUGCAACAAAAUGAAAGUAGUUCAAGCAACUUUACAGUGAAGGCCACUUAUAAAGAUGAUAUAGUAAGAUUUGAUUUCUCAUUGAGUAACAGUAUUGACCAGCUCAAGGAAGAAGUUGCCAACCAACUAGAACUCGAGGUUAACACAUUCAAAAUAAAGUAUCAAGAUGAAGAUAAAGAUUGGGUACUAGUGACCCGCAUCUCUAACUUAGAGCAUGCCUUAAAUCUGUCAAGAUCUAAUGAUAGCAAUGUUGUUAGAUUGUUGACUGUUCCGAAAACAUGA